Molecule: messenger RNA, 1268 nt
Organism: Blepharisma stoltei
Lineage: Eukaryota; Ciliophora; Heterotrichea; Heterotrichida; Blepharismidae
Source: the annotation of a GenBank genome assembly
AUGAAGAUAUUUGUUCUCUCACUUUUCUUUAUUGCAGCGCUUGGAGUUAUUGAAAUUCCUCUCUCUCAUAUCUAUAAGACAGAGGAAGAGCAAUAUGCUUAUUUCAAGCUUAUUCAGCUCAGAAGGCUAUUUGGGGCAAGUAACGUCCCGCUUUCUAACUAUUUAGACGCUCAAUAUUAUGGCCCGAUUUCGAUUGGGACUCCUCCUCAGCCUUUUACUGUUGUUUUCGACUCAGGAUCUUCAGUCCUUUGGGUGCCAUCGUCAAAAUGCACCUCGCUAGCUUGCUAUAUGCACAAUACUUAUAACUCAGCUGCGUCAUCCACAUAUGUGAAGAAUGGGACAGCGCUUUCUCUUGAGUAUGGCAAAGGUGCUUGCACUGGCUUUGUGUCGCAAGACACUUUGACCUGGGGCGGAUUCACUGUCAAAAACGUUCAAUUUGGAGAAAUGACAUCUCUUCCUGGAUCUACCUGGGUGGAUAGCAAGCCAGAUGGGAUAUUAGGAAUGGCAUGGAUCUCAAUUUCAGCAGAUGGGCUGCCUCCAGCAUUCACUUAUUUAUAUAAACAAGGGCUGGUAACUAAUAACAGCUUUGCGUUUUAUUUAACCAAAAAUGCAAAUCAAGCAGGAAGCACUCUUACAUUAGGAGGCUAUAUAAAUUCUGCUGAAAUUGUCUUAUUUUUAUUAUAUGAGUAUUUUUGUUUAUUUAUUUGGAUUUGUAUAUAACUCAACGUUGUCGAAAGGGGACUGGAAUUACAUCCCUCUAUACAAGCAAGAGUGGUGGCUUAUCCAGAUGGGAGCAAUAACCGUAGGCGGGAAAGCUAUUUCCGGAACUGGAUUCAAAGCGAUUCUCGACACUGGGACCUCGCUACUUGUAGGAAGCUCUAAAAUUGUGAACCAAAUUAAUGCCAUAAUUGGAACAGUAGCUGAAGAUUGUUCAAAUAUAAGUAAGCUUCCAACAGUAAAUAUUGUUCUUGGAGGAGUUACUUAUGCUAUGCCUCCAAGUGCUUAUGUCUGGCAAAUCCCUAACGGGAACACCUAUCAAUGCAUCAACGGAUGGCAAGCUGAUGACUUACUCUAUACUUAUAAAAUUUUAUCCUAUAAAUUAUGAAGUUUCUUUCUAAAAUCCUAGGUUUUUUUAAUUUUUUUUAGAUGAAAAUGAGUUAGGAGUUGGAAUGGAAAAUACAGUUAUCCUUGGUGACCUCUUUAUUAGAACUUAUUACACUUACUUCGACAUGGGCAACUCAAGAAUUGGACUUUCAACUGCGGUUUAA